Molecule: messenger RNA, 13099 nt
Organism: Paramuricea clavata
Lineage: Eukaryota; Metazoa; Cnidaria; Anthozoa; Malacalcyonacea; Plexauridae
Source: the annotation of a GenBank genome assembly
UUUCGACUUAGAUAACUACAAUACAAGAGGCAAAAACGUGGAAUACAAUCAACUAGCUCCUGAAACCAGUGGUGCAAAUGAAUUUUAUCCUCAGAAACCUUACCAAGAAACAAUGAUGAACUCAAAAGGACGAACUGAAAACAGAGGCGUUUACAAUACAAGAGGGACAACCUUGAAAUACAGUCAACUAGCUCCUAGUACCAGUACUGCAAAAGAUUUUUAUCCGCAGAAAACUUAUCAUGGAACAAUGAUGAAUUCAAAAGGACGAACUGAAAACAGAGGCGAUUGCAAUACAAGAGGGAAAACCUUGAAAUACAGUCAACUGGCUCCUAGUACCAGUACUGCAAAUGAUUUUUAUCCACAGAAAACUUAUCAGGGAACAAAAUCAAUCAACUCGAAAGGAUCAACUCAAAGGAGAGACACAGACAACUACAAUUAUACAAGAGACGUAGAUGUGAACUUCGAUAUAAUGCCUUUUACCUCUCGUGGUGAAAAUAAUUUCUUACAUCCGCAGAAAUGCUAUCAAGGAACAAAUGAAAACUCUUUUCCAACUCCAAAGAGAAACAGGUCGGAGCUAUUGUCGUUGUUUGGUGGGAAAAGUCGACCAGAUAAACAAGGUCGUUCAUGCAAUGAAACUAUCACACCUCCACAGCAAAACUUUUCAACAGUCAGUGAUUCUGAAAAUGUCUCUUAUAAAAAGACAUUACCAACAACCAACAAUCCUUUCUCUCAAGCGUUUGACAUUUCCCUUGGUGAUGAAGACAAUUUUUCUGACACCUCAUUCCAAUCUCUGUAUAACCCCAAGAGUGCGACAAAUGCUACGACGUCCUGGCUAAAUGGUCAACCUUGGCAUUCUGAUAAGACAGAAGUCAUUGACGUUAAUGUCUGUCAUGAUGAAUAUGUUGUUCCAGAAAUUGACGACGUCUUGUUAGAUUACAAUCACGAGAAUAACUCCAAUAGCAAUAAUUUCACUUCUGCAACUUCGAGUGUGAAUACACUGCCUUGGAAAUCUAACGAUCCUCAAGUGACAAGAGGCUGCAAUGUUCUGGAUAAUAAAGAUUUUGAUGAAGAAAUGGAUGAUGUGGUUUUCGACCAUGAUGAUUAUGAUGGGUUCGGGAUGUUUAGCACAUCUUCUAAAACAACCAGAUCUUUGGCUGGUCAUAAAUUAGGAUGCAAGGAUCGAAGUUUUCGUAACCAUAACAAUAUUUCUAGAAGUGCUCCUGGUACAACGGUCUCUAGGCUGAAUGAUUCACUCAGUUGGGAAUCUAACAAAUCUCGAGUCUGUGUCGGCAGUAACGUCUUAGUUAAUGGGCCUGAGUUUGAUCCGGAAUUCGAUAAUGUUGUGUUAGAUGAUGAUGAUGAGUUCGCUACGUUUAGUAUAUCUUCUGGAAAAUCUACAUCUGUGGCCUCUGGUCGUCAAAGUUUUGACCACGGCAAUGCCCGUCGCUUAACUGUAAGUUUUAACUAAUUGGGCGCCAGCACUUUACCCUUGACGAGUAAAAUUGUCUUAAUGUUAGACAGAGUAAAAUAAUAAAGUAGGGCAUGUUUUUUUUCUCCAAUACAUUAGGUUGAUGAUGACACAUUAAGUCCGCUACAGGAAAACGCCACUGAAAGAGAACAACUAAACAAUAUACCAUCUACUUCCAGGAAUUUCCUACCAAAUCGCAGCUUACAACACUCGUCCUCAAGAAACAAUAAGUUUACUUCACCUUUGAUAGUUUCAGUUAAAAACAAUCCCCAUGCAUCUUCCAGUUAUCAAAAGGAUUCUGGAAGUUCUAAUAUCGAGCGAACUACAUGUGCGGUUGGAUCUUCCAUUCGUCCGGUAGGUUUAAUGAAAGGAAACUGUAAAGAUCUUGGUCAAACGGGGAGAGAGUUGAUGAGAAUUGGCAAGCGAGACAAAUUGCAUGAGAGUUUUCUUAACUUUGGUGCCCCGGUCAAACGAGAACAAGAGUUGGCAAGCGAGGCAAAUUGAAUGAGAGUUUUCAUAACUCUGGUGCCCCAAUGAAACGGAACAGGAGUUGCAUGAGAGUUGAUGAGAGUUAACUGGAUAUUACCGCAUGUAGCAAAAACUUUUUUCAACUCUCAUUCUCGUUUGACCGUGACUUAAAUUUACUUUUACACUGGAUAGCCCUUUCAGUUCCAUUUUAAGUUUUCUUCCUGGAGGUCAGUCCCAUUGAAGGAGAUCGAACCGGAAAACCUGCUGCGUUUAGGAAAGUGAAACUGGAAAUUUGUUCAUUUGAUAACGCAUGAUACAUUGGUGGAAGACAAAAUUAAUGUCCUGCUGAAAGUCUAGGAAACGUAAAUUAAACUAACUUUAUACUGGAUAACUGGCUAUCAAGUGCAUGAGUUCUAAAUAUGAUUUCCUAGAGGUCUACUAAGGGUAAUCAUUAAAGUUUCCAUUGAUGUAAAAUGUUCCCAUAUUUUCUCCUAUUUAGCAAUCGUUUUCUGGUGAACUGUACUUUCCUUCCAACGCUGAAUGCUGUGGUAGUGUCACACCAACACGACAGCUCAUCAUUCCAACAAAAUUUACCACCGCCAUGGAUUAUAAAGGCAUCUUGAAAUCUUCUUUAAGAGGUGAGACUUUGAUGUCAAUAUUAUUAAUGCAUGAUAAAUAGUACAUUCUGUUAAGUGUCCGAGGCUGCCCUGAAACGCUUAUAGAAACCAGUUGUUUCUAUUUAAACUAACUUUAUUUAGACUGCAGGUUUCCUGAUAAAAUAUUAUAAUUAUUUGAGGUAAAAUUACUUAAUCAGAGCCAUCUCUUCAUAGUCCACUGUUACUAUAGGAAGAAACUGGGGUAUCCAUAAAUUAAGAAAACUCUUAAUACAUGCAUCUGAGGUUAAAUUGUGCUGGAAUCGAACCUCGGUUUUAGAAAUGAAAGACACAUAUAUUUAGUACAUUUUUCAAGUUAACUCGUUCCAUAUAUCUUAAUUUAUGUUAUAACAAACAGGUGUUACCACAAGUAUUUCUUCACAUAUUUGUAACCAGCAACCAAGUACACAAUUAUAACACUAUAUAGAUCAGCAAAUAACUAUAUCUUCCAUGCAUUCAUGUCACACUAAUCUAAAACAAUUCACAAUACUUUACCAAGGUCUUAAUAAGAUUUGCAAUUCUCUACCCUCUUGUGAGGGUGAGAAAGGGGGGAGGGGGGGUAUGGAUCACGUUUCACAACGACUGUCAGUUAAAAACUACAUCAUAACUUAGAAGUUUGAGUGACAAGUAUGUCCGACGACCUACGAAAGGCCCCCGAAGUUUUUACUCUUGUGCAGAUCAUAUAAAUUGAUUAUCACGUAUCAUGUCUAAUUAUGACUAUUAUAAAAUAGAUCGAAAUAAACAAAGAAAAAUCGCAGUUCACGAAACAGACAUCCUUAAUUCUCAUUUCACGGAGCAUUUUUAUCACGCCUCACGGCUGUAGAACAAAUCACAUUUCACGACACUAAAAUCAAGCAUUUCACGUUUCACGCGAACAAAUAUUCACCAUUCACGACUCACGAAAAUACCCUUUCUCACCCUCUCUUGUAUACUGUAUGAGACCCAUCUAGUCUUUCCUUAUUCAUGAAAAACAUGAUACAAUUCUUAUCUAAGCUAAAUGACAAUGCCGCACUUGUAAUGUGUACCUUAAAUAAAUAGAAUAUUCUAAAUCUGCCCAAGGUGGCCUCACUAUAGAUAAGCCUUACGGUUUCAUGAGGUGUCCUUUCCUUAUAUAAUACUGCUAUAUAGACUACUAUGUGUAAACUUAAUAUUGGUGGCAAAUAAAUGUAUCUUACAAGUAUACACUAUACUGUAACUGCUGUGCCAUUGUUUCUAGAACACUUGAAUAUUAUAUUGUUUGAACUGGCCCAGAAAUAUCAUGGAAUCCUUUGCAAAGCUGAUAUCACUUCAUCCGAUGAUACUUUCUCAGGUACAGUCAAACUUUUACGGUUUGAUCAAUGUUUCGAUUAACAGUGUAAACAAUCAAGAACUACUGUGCCUUUUUUCAGAUCAGAAAGAAAAUGUCAAAGGACCUUCAUGUUCGCAUGGUAUGUUGAAAAUCAAUUCUUAGAAAAUAUUAUGUAAAAAGCGAUCUGGUUGUGGUCCCCAGUUGACUGUGAUGGUGAUGAAAUGGACAGUAUACCUUUUAUUUCUUUGUCAGGUCCUGCGAAACUUCGAGCUGUGAAAAAGGAUGGUCCGAAUAAGGUUUAAUUUUUACUUCAUUCACUGUAGAUCCAGUAUGAAAAUCAUUCACAUGUGAAAUUUUAUGUGAACAUUUUACAUGUGAUAAUGGUCAUUUCAUGUGUGAAUUAAAUCUGUCUGAAAUCUGCCUAGAAACGUCAUCGUACGACCGUUAAAACUAAAAAAAAAUGUUGUGUUGACUCACAAUUUAACCGCUGCUGCAGUAAUCAUGAUAUUUUCCUAUUUUAAAGGGUCGCCAUUUUUACACCUGUCCUGGCUCAGGCUCCAAUCAAUGCAAGGUACUGUACAGGCAUUUAGCCAGACGGCUGGCAACCUCUGGUUUUUAAUAGACGAUCAUGGCAUGCCUAAGAAAAUAUAUUUUUUAAACAGGAAAUUAUAAAAUGGCUGACGUACGUUUCGGCAAUUUUUUGUCGAAAAGACGACGAAUUAUGAGUAUACAGUAUGAGAAUUGAUUUCAAGCUCCAUGCUUUUUGACCACGAUUUUGACCAGCUAGGUUGCCACAUCUACGGUAUUUUUUGCUUGAUCGUAGUGGUUGACUGAUCGUUUGUAAACAAUGCUAUAAUCGUACUCAUUCUAACAUUAUUAUUAAUAGUAACUACAGUAGGACUUAACACACUGCAGUUUUUUUCUUAUCCUGUUUACAAACAUUUUUUUUAGUUUUUCCAAUGGGCUGAUGAAAGGCAAACAGCAUCUACAACGGGCACCAAGAAAAUAUCGCUGACCUCAACUGACAGCAUUAGAGUAUUCUUCAAAAGCGAGGUGAUCAUUUUGAAAUUAUUUGAUAAAUCUUGUGUUCAGUAUAACAUUAUGUCCAUCAUUUAAUAUAUUGUAAUUUAGAAGCGGCGUUGCGUUGCCUAUGGGAUAGUGGGUUAAUUUUUUAAAAUUUCUAUUUAUUAUAAGGGUAUUUAUUUCUAUCACAAUUGUCUUAUGGAGAGAAGGUCGCAACCAACCAAAUUCUUUGGAAAGGUACGUGUUUACAUAGGGGUGGAAAAAAUAGGCGAGCACGAAAUGUUAAACAGCUGCAGGAACUUCGUUUGAAUGAAGAUUUGCUGUUGAAAAUUUGAAGGAAACUCCCAUGUCCCACUAUGGGCGCAACAACAUAUUGUUGACAGACAUUAUUUCUUGAAUUUAAAACCAUGGUCAGCUAGAACACUAGAUGUUUAUGCACAUGCAGAUUUAGCACAAAAAUACUCCGUUGGUCUGCAGGAAAUUUUUGUCUCCAGGUUGUGCUUCCAGGGAGAAAAUUUCUUUUUUCCUACCCAAAACUCAUGAGUGUAUGUUUUUCCAAAUUGCACGAGAAACCAUGCCAUUAUACAUACAGUAUACAAAUUGAAUAGUUUUACCAUAUCACACCAAUUUACCAUAGUAUUAAUAAUAUACAUGAAAAAAUUAUGCAGUCACAUGCGUGCCUUGCAUUGGAAUAAUCUUCCCCAUGAGGCAAAAAUUGCUGAAUCCCUAAGCUCUUUCAAGUCGAUAUUGAAACAAAGAAUGAGUUGAAAUUUGCUUGUGUGUAAUCGUGCAGCUAAAAUCACCUGUAUUUUUUUAUUUUGUUAUAUUUUGUAUUUCCUGUAUGUUAACUUCUUGUAAUAGGUAAUUUCACGCCCCUCAUGGAAACCAGCCUUCCAACGGCUGUUGAGGCUAGCGUGGUUAAAAUAAAGUUUUGUAUUGAUGUGCAUAGAUCACAUGCGAAAUAGUUAAUUUUAAUAUAAAUAAUUUUAAUAGAAAAUCUGCUGAAAACGCCAGCCAUUUUUGUCACUUGUAAAUGUUUGGGUGAAUGAAAUUUGCACUGUUAAGUAUUUCAUUUCUUGGCACUGUAUUUUAUUUUUUGGCACUGUAUUUUGAAAAUAUUUUUCAUGUGUAUUAUUUUUACAGAAAUAUUCUAAAAAAGGUUCCAAUACAGAUUAUGGAAAGAAAGUGAUGUACAUCGUAUUGAAGUACAGAGAUAGUUCGUCGUUGUAUACGAAAGAUGAUAUCUGGAUCAUUUCUAAGAGUAUCAAUUUUGAACCAAGAACAACAUUCGUUGCGAAGAGUAUGUUUUAUGGACCUUCAUCAUCUGGUGAUCUUGAAAUCGAACCCGUCAGUGGUUAUUCACCAUCAAACUGGAGAUCUGGUGAUACUGUCCAUGCUAUCUGGGCCUGCAAUGCUGGGACGGAGUUAUCCUGUAUACAGAACCUCGAUGAUUAUGCCACAUUGCAACACAUGCCUCUUCUUCCAUAUAUAAUGAAUGGGUAAGUCUCAUCCUUUAUAGACCCAUUGCACUGACGUCACAAAUCCUUAGAGUGUCCUCCAGAUGCUCCCUAACAAUAUCUAUUCGGGUACAACAACUACAUACAGCGCAAAAAUGAACCAUUUUAAUACAACAUUAUUAUAAAGUUUUACAAAAUUUGCUUUGUUUACAAAAGUUAUAUUAUGCAUAGAUUGCUAAUUUGUCCUCCAGAUGCAUCGUCACCGGCGCUGUGACGUCAUGUGCAAUGGGUCUAUAGAAAGAGCAAGAAUCACAUCCUACAAUCAACAAUCUAUAGUUUAUCCCUUACACAAAAUUCACAUGGUGUCAUUUCACAUGUCAAACUUUAUGUGAACAUUUGACAUGUGAUAAUGGUCAUUUCAUGUGUGAAAUUCAAACUUUUUACAUGCGAAAUUUUGUUUUCACAAACAGUAGCUACUGUACAACUUUUCGCAUGUGAAAUCGAAGGUUUAUAUGUGGAAAUGAAUUUCACAUGUGAAAUGAUUAUUUCGUCUGUGGAAUUGGAACAGUUCAUCAAUGCGAAAUCAUAUGUGGAAUUUUCCUAAGGGUUGGGUCACCAAGCACUUGCUUUAUAUGAUUAUCAAAUUUGAUAUCAUAUGCAUGUAAAUUUAUUUAAAAUCACCCACCAAUAAGAUUGGCAGAUUGCCAAAUAUAAUGUAAUAAUAUUUUUGCAGUUUGUCUUUGUUUUAGUAUCUUCCAUGAUUGUAUUUUGUAGAUCACGUCCUUCGUACAGUUUCCAGCGCACUCAACGUCACUCGUUCUCCGCACCCCUCUCUGGCGUCAUGGACAGAAACUCGCUGGGAAUUUCCUGGCAAGUAACUGUAAGUAAAAUCUUAGAAUUAUAGUAGUCUGUAGAAGACAUGCAGAUGCAGAUUUAGGCACAAAAAUACUCCGUUGGUCUGCAGGAGAUUUUUUCUCCAGGUUAUGCUCCCAGGAAGAAAAUUAUUUUUUCCUUCCCUGGUUGAAAGAUUCAUGCAGUAACCCGCACCUUAAAACCCAACGUAUAUAUUAGAGGGUUGAAUUGAAAUACGCUAUAUAAUUUAAACAUAGGAACGAGAGACAGAGGAAAUGAUCGAAUUGCACAAGCUUAAUACGGUGAGUUUAUAAACUGUACUGCAACAACAAUUUAUUAUAAAUUUUAAUCUCAUGUUUUUGACGUGAUUAUGACGUUAACAGGACCAAGCAGCUGCCCUUCGUUCUUGUGCAAAAAUGUUUCUCUCAGAAAAUGAAGACAGAAUGGAAUGCCUUCCUAUUACGCUAAUACACGGUAAAUACAGUAAAUGGUGUAGCAAGUAUCGUAUUAUCUAUUGAGAGUGCAUGGUUUACAUUCGGGGUGGCGUUCUUGAUUUUAGUUGUCUUUUUUGUGCUGUAUGCAGAUCGUCUUAGUAUUCUUUUUGUUUUUCAAGGUGUAUUUGGAGCUGGGAAGAGUUUUUUGUUGGCCGUAGUUGUUUUACUGAUGGUGAGAUUAUUUGAGAUUGCGGACGCAUCUGAUGAAGCAAGGUAAGAGAGAAAUUAUGAAUUACUCUAUAUUUAAUUUACAAGUUCGAAACCCAAACUAACCUAACUCCAGCGAGUUACUUUUAAACAAUACAUGGAGUAAACUAUUUAAACACCGUGCUUCCAACAUCCCUAGGAAAUAUAAAACCUUAAAACCUUAAUAUUCACAAAGAAGCGGUUAUAUUAAAUUUAUACCCUUGUAGACCUUGUCUAAGUACCUGAGUUCUUGCCCUCGAUUUGUAGAACACGACCCAUCACUUGGAAGAUUCUUAUUUCAUCGACAACGAAUGUGGCCGUUGAUAGAAUUCUUCUUGGGUAAGUUUUGAAAAUGUUAACUUUUAAAUUAUAUAAUUUCUUUACACACAUAGUAUUACGCUUUUCUGGUAUUUGGUGGCCGACCAAUGUUGACCUACUAAAAAUGGUGAAAUCAUGCUCUAUAGAAAGACUAUUUGAAUCCGAUUAAAUCCAGAGCGUGUAUCGACACUAUUUCCCUACUGUAUCCACAUUAAUAUCAAGGAAACUAGAUUCCAUAAUUACCAUCGUAUAAGGAGUUUGAAGAAAAUUCUAGUGAAACUUGUCCAUUGAAGUUUUACCUGCGAAGGCUUUCCAUCUAGGGAUGGAUUUACUGGGGAGGGAGGGUUGGGCACCCCACCCCCUAGCCCUGGCCAGAGGGGGUGUGCUAUUUUUCACGAUAAAGCAAAAAAAAAUAUUACAGCCAAUUUGAGUAAUAAUAUGAUGAUAAGCGAACUGUGAACAACAAUUACAAUUCAAAUACAGUAUAGUCAAGCAAGACUUUGCAGUAGUCAAACAAGUUGAUGGUCACCAGAGCUGGCAGAGCACUCCCCCCUCCUCUACCAGAUCAUGCUGGAACCAUCCCUGUUUCCAUCCACCUCAAAGUGGCAAAACAUUUAUAAAUCUCUAUUAAUAUAGUAUAAGACUAUAAUAAACAAAUUGGAACAUUACAAACCUGUUCGUUCUAGACUUCUUGAUCUUGGAUUCGAUCAGUUUGUGCGAGUUGGUAGCGUGAGGAAGAUUGCGAAGCCCGUGUUACCGUUCAGCAUACAUAGCACUGGAACAGAGUCGCAGGAAUUGAAGGAAUUACAAGGAAUGUUGAAAACAGAAUUGACGAGCUCGGAGAAAGCGUAAGUAUCGUAAGUUGGCUACUAACUCUUGACGAAGGGCCUUCGCUCGAAACGUCGAGUUUCUGCUUGUUUAUUUCAGAUAGUAAUAUAACCACUCAGCACAGCAUUUUCACAUGCAUGCAUUGGUACUACCCACACUGGUACAGACAGUUUUAGUAUAAGUAUCGUAUUGCCUACAAAUCACCGAACAAAAAACGCACCAGAAAUGCACAUGGAACGAGUUCAAAUAUAGAAUCCAUGCAAUCACUUAGAGAAAAAAGAAUUUCUGAAAAAUUAAUUUUUUCUCCGACAACCAUAUAAUUAUGUGAACCUUAUCGUAUAUCUAGAUUAAAUAUCCUGUGUUGUUUCUCCGUGUCUUAUUCGGGAAUUGAUACUCCGCGGACACCGAGAAAAAUAACUAGUUACAUGUGUACUAACCUCUGUGCUACUUUACUCUUUAGGUACGUUCGUAAGAGCAUUGAAAUGCAUAAAUUGGGGGAGAACAGAAAGGUAUACAGUGUGCUUUGGAGGUCUUUCAUGGUUAGCACUAUUUUCCAUCCAGCAAACUGACCUGACGUCAUUUUCGGAAGGUGGAAGAGGUGUUUAAAUGGCUAUGUAACUAACCCAAACCCUACCCCUACUCUAACCCCUAACCUCAACCCUAACUCUAACCCUAACCGAAUUAAUAAAAAAUCCAAAAAGAAACGACUUUAGAAAAUCGAUAGGGCGGUUUGCUGGAUGGAAAAAAGUGCUAACCGUCUUUCAUUAUCAGUUUUAAAAUUCGUGUGCAAAUUCCAUAUCCUCUAUAUUAUCAACAACCUUUACUGUAUGCCUUAGCGAUUGGCUAAUGUCCGUGUGGUUGGAGUCACGUGUGCAGCUUGUACCUUUGCAGCUCUUGAAAGAUUGAAGUUCCCGGUAAACUGUCAAAUAUUUUUAUAUUUAAUUAAACGUAUUUGAAAUCAUUUUCUCCAAGAGCUCUGAAGCUCAUCGAGGAAGAUCAUGACAAAUAUGUUUUCGCAUUUUAAAUAAUUUAGUUUCAUACUUCAAAAAAUUAAUUUAUCGCUCGAUAAGAACCAGACUGUGUACCGAAUCUCAAACUUUUCCCCUAGGUUUUACUUCUGGAUGAAUGCAGCCAAAUGACUGAACCGACUUCCUUGCUUCCCAUGGCAAGGUAAUAUUUGCAGAGACAUCUAAAGGGUACAUGUAUAUACUAUAGCGGCCAUGUUUGGUUGAUUCUAAUAUAUUUUCCUUUCCCCUUUUUAGGUUUGGAUGCAGAAAACUUGUACUUGUUGGUGACCCAAAAGUAAGCAGGAAAGAAUGAGAGAAUCUCUUUUCUUAACAUUUUUUUGUUAUAAUUACAAAUUAUUAGAAUUGUUAUUUCAAUUUGCCUUUCAGUCUUUCAUUUGCUUAACUAACCGUUUGCCGUUCCUUCCUUUAUUGGAGAGGUUCAGAUUUGACUUGCAUUACCGUUUCUCUCACUGGUUUAAUACGCAUUUGAUUGGUUAAUUGGGUAGAGUAAACGCAUCUGAUUGGUUAAUUGGGUAGAUUAAACGCAUUUGAUUGGUUAAUUGGGUAGAUUAAACGCAUCUGAUUGGUUAAUUGGGUAGAUUAAACGCAUCUGAUUGGUUAAUUGGGUAGAUUAAAUGCAUCUGAUUGGUUAAUUGGGUAGAUUAAACGCAUCUGAUUGGUUAAUUGGGUAGAUUUAACCCAUCUGAUUGGUUAAUUGGGUAGAUUAAACGCAUCUGAUUGGUUAAUUGGGUAAAUUAAACGCAUCUGAUUGGUUAAUUGGGACUAGAUUAAACGCAUCUGAUUGGUUAAUUGGGUAGAUUAAACGCAUCUGAUUGGUUAAUUGGGUAGAUUAAACGCAUCUGAUUGGUUAAUUGGGACUAGAUUAAACGCAUCUGAUUGGUUAAUUGGGUAGAUUAAACGCAUCUGAUUGGUUAAUUGGGUAGAGUAAACGCAUUUGAUUGGUUAAUUGGGUAGAUUAAACGCAUCUGAUUGGUUAAUUGGAUAGAUUAAACGCAUCUGAUUGGUUAAUUGGGUAUAGAUUAAACGCAUCUGAUUGGUUAAUUGGGUAGAUUAAACACAUCUGAUUGGUUAAUUGGGUAGAUUAAACGCAUCUGAUUGGUUAAUUGGGUAGAUCAAACGCAUCUGAUUGGUUAAUUGGGUAGAUUAAACGCAUCUGAUUGGUUGGUGGUAGCAGUAGUGGAAGUCAAAAUCUGAACAUGCUUUCGUUGGUAGGGAUGCAUCUACCUGAAAAUAUAUAUUAUUAAGGAGAAUUUCGACGUUUCGAGCAAAGGCCCUUCGUUUGGAGUUACUGAAGGUCGAAACGUUGAAAUUCUCCUUAUAUAUUUUGAAGUAGUUGCAUUCCUACCAACGAAAGCUUGUUCAUUUUAUUGGCAAUACCUACGCUGACACAGACAGUUCAAAAUGUGAACUUCUCUAUUGUGUAUUUAGCAACUGAAUCCCACAAUCCAAGGCUCGGAACCAUCACACGAAUCUGGCUUGGAACAAACACUAUUUGACAGACUUAUAAAAAUGGUAAGUGUUCACUUCAAAAACAGUUCCACUUCAGUUUUUAAAGACAUCGAUUUGGACUAGAAUUAUUACUCGCGUGAGUUUUGAACAUCGAAAUUAAUAUCCCAACUAUUCGUUACAGGAUUUGAAGCCAAUUCUUCUACGAAAGCAGGUAGAUAGGUUUUAAAAACAAAUCUAUACAUGGAUUAUGUCAAGAUUAAAAUGAUAUGACUGUAUUGAUUUCUUGCCUUGUUCUGUCUUAUAAUAUGAACUAUAUUUUCGUUUAGUACCGUUGUCACCCAGUGAUAAGUUCAUUAUCAAACAGGUACAUGAAUGCAAUAGAAUAAUUAAGUGAGUAUGUGCUAAUCAUCCUCAGCUGAGAACUAAGCUGAAUUACGAAGGAUAAGAGCGCCUCUGGUAGACACCUUAUGACUUAUGUCCAAGACCCGAUUUUGGUUGAAAUGCUGGGGCAAGUGGAAAUAUAUUUAGGGGAGGUGCAGCGUCUAGCCCACGGCCCCCAUGGAAUGUUAAGACUUAGAAUAUACUGUAGCGCCAAAUUAAAGACAACUACAUUUUAGGGAAGUGCAGCGUCUAGCCCACGGCCCCCAUGGAAUGUUAAGACUUAGAAUAUACUGUAGCCCCAAAUUAAAGUCAACUACGUACAUGACCCAUGCAUUGUACUGUACAUUAUGUAUCAUUAUGACUGUACGACUCAUCCAAUAUUGCUCUUACAUUACUACACUUGAUACAGUGAUGAUGAAUAGUUUAGUUUUUCAAGUGUAGACUCUAAGCAACGCAUAAAAUAUUUCACUUUGAUCUAUCAUUUAACCUUCCAAACGAGAGGUGCAUGACUUUUCAGGGGAGGUGAAAAAAUUCUCAGUGGAGGUACCCACCUCCCCACACCUCCCUUUAAAAUCCGGCCACGCUUAUGUCUGAUCGCGCAGCACAGCUACGAUAGAAGGGUCCGUUUCGGGCUAAUCCCAACCCACCCUGUCUACAUUCCCUGUGGGAGUACCCGGAGAAAACCCACGACUUUCGGUAGAGCGUUGACUCACUCUUUUCACAUGAGUGUCAUGAGUUCGCAGCAGGAUUUCGAGGUGGAAAACUCUUGCUUUGACGAUUUUCUCGGACGAUAUGGUUUGACAAUUCAAAUGGUCUGACGAUCGCGCCACCGAAUGUGCCCUAGUUAUAAUCAUCCGUCAGCCAUACUUACACCUUUAUAUCUCUCUUCCAUCUUCUUGUUUUAGGCUAUUUUAUAACGACCGCUUGUUGGAUGGCGUCAAUGCCGAGGAACGUGAACCUCUCGUUGUAUGUACCAUUGGUACUAUUUUAUUCAAGAGCUUAAUAUACAUUUUUUGUCAGCUAGAUAGCUGAAUAGAAAUGUACAGUAUAAAGAAGAUGUUGAAACUUAUCUUCACUGGAUUCUGAGUAUGCUUUUCUUUCACUUCACUUCAGGAUUUUGUUCCAACACUUUGUUUCUACAAUGUCAGCAACGGCAGAGAAGAGUGUUCCCAAGAUGGCAGCUACUUCAACAGUGCUGAGGUAAAA